Molecule: messenger RNA, 537 nt
Organism: Brettanomyces nanus
Lineage: Eukaryota; Fungi; Ascomycota; Pichiomycetes; Pichiales; Pichiaceae
Gene: TIM22
Product: Mitochondrial import inner membrane translocase subunit tim22
Exons: 1
Coding region: 1-537 (178 amino acids)
Biological process (GO): protein insertion into mitochondrial inner membrane
Cellular component (GO): TIM22 mitochondrial import inner membrane insertion complex
Molecular function (GO): transmembrane protein transporter activity
Source: RefSeq, a predicted model, not a curated record
AUGGAAAACCCCUUUUUGCCAGGAAAGAAGAAACGUACGGAUGAGAUGACUCAGGAGGAGCGGGCGGAGUAUGGGGCUCAUCAGAUUAUGGAGUUUGUGGCCUCUUGUCCCGGCAAAACUGUUCUUUCUGGAGCAUCGGGAUUUGCACUCGGUGGGUUCUUUGGUUUGUUUAUGGUUUCCAUGCAGUACGACCAACCAUUAACAGGAUCGGUCACACAUAUUUCAGAACUUCCUUUGAAACAACAGAUGAGACUUCAGAUGGCGGAUAUGGGAAAGCAGACGUGGAGAAGUGCUAAGAACUUUGGCUAUAUCGGUAUGCUUUAUUCAGCUGUAGAAUGUGUAUUGCAGUCAUUCAGAGCCAAGGAAGACUUAUUUAACGGUGCUGCAGCUGGAUGUAUAACUGGAGCUGGUUUGGCUAUCAAAAGUGGUCCUACCGCUGCGUUGACCGGAUGUGCAGGAUUCGCUGCCUUUUCUCUUGCCAUUGAUACCUACAUGCGAAGUGAAAAUGGUGCUCCCCCGCCUACAGACUACGACUAG